UGCAACAACCGCACCCAGUGUGCAGUGGUGGCGGGCCCUGACGUUUUCCCUGAUCCGUGCCCGGGCACAUACAAAUACCUGGAGGUCCAGUAUGAGUGUGUUCCUUACAUAUUUCUGUGCCCCGGGAAUCUGGAGGGAGUGUACCAAAGCGAGCAUCUCUUUGAAUCAGACCACCAGUCCGGCGCCUGGUGCAAAGACCCAAUGCAAGCCUCCGAUAAGAUCUACUACAUGCCAUGGACGCCAUACCGCACCGACACGCUGACCGAGUAUUCGUCGAAGGAGGACUUCAUCGCAGGCCGGCCCACCACCACGUACAAGCUCCCGCACCGCGUGGAUGGGACCGGUUUCGUGGUCUACGACGGCGCGCUGUUCUUCAACAAGGAGCGCACCCGCAACAUCGUGAAGUUCGACCUGCGCACACGCAUCAAAAGCGGCGAGGCCAUCAUCGCCAACGCCAACUACCACGACACCUCGCCGUACCGUUGGGGCGGCAAGUCGGACAUCGACCUGGCCGUGGACGAGAACGGGCUGUGGGUGAUCUACGCAACCGAGCAGAACAACGGGCGCAUCGUGGUGAGCCAGCUCAACCCGUACACCCUGCGCAUCGAGGGCUCCUGGGACACCAUCUACGACAAGCGCUCGGCCUCCAACGCCUUCAUGAUCUGCGGGGUCCUUUACGUCGUCAAGACCGUCUACGAAGACGACGACAACGAGGGGACAGGGAACAAGAUCGACUACGUUUACAGCACUGAGAAAAGCAAGGAAAUGCCAGCCAACAUACCGUUUCCAAACUCCUACCAGUACAUAGCUGCAGUGGAUUACAACCCAAGAGACAACCUGCUGUACGUUUGGAAUAACUACCACGUGGUCAAGUACUCGCUGGACUUUGGCAAUAGUGCAGUCCACGGUCCAGUCGCGCUCACGCUUGACGACGGCCGAGCCCGCCUGUGA
This is a messenger RNA of Menidia menidia (Atlantic silverside), 951 nucleotides long. The record is from the annotation of a GenBank genome assembly. NCBI's taxonomy places the organism in Eukaryota, Metazoa, Chordata, Actinopteri, Atheriniformes, Atherinopsidae.